Molecule: messenger RNA, 2269 nt
Organism: Dalotia coriaria
Lineage: Eukaryota; Metazoa; Arthropoda; Insecta; Coleoptera; Staphylinidae
Product: toll-like receptor 3
Exons: 3
Coding region: 108-2120 (670 amino acids)
Molecular function (GO): protein binding
Source: RefSeq, a predicted model, not a curated record
CUGCAUAAUCUCUGCGUACGUUUCACUUGAAAUUCAAACUGCAACGCAAUCUAGUUUCUAGUUUCAUUUACAAUUAUGUGCUCCACGUAAACUAUUUAAUAACAAUCAUGUUAAGAGUUUUUAUAAUAUUAGUGGCUUUGCACCAAGCUCAGGUGUUUGCUUACUGGGACAAAGAAGUAAAAUGUCCAGAAGCAUGCAAAUGUCGCUUGGAACACGCCAGCGAGUCACCAAUUCAUCGUUUUAUGCCCAAAGACGAAGAAAUCGACAAGCCUGACGUCCCGGAAGCUAUUGUACUCGAAAAUAACGAUGUGUUUUACGAUUCGGACGACUUAAUUUUCCAUGAAACUUCAUUCAUUCGCACUGCAACAUGCAUAAUACAAUCAGAAAUGACCAUAAACAAACUCCUAGAUGAUCUACCACAAGAAAUAUCCUCACUAAUAUUAAUCCAAGCCACAAAUGCCGGCAACAAAACACUUAGAUUCAGUGAUUUCAUCAACUUCGAAGAAUUGAACAUCCUGGAGAUACAAAGUGCUCAACCAUGGAAUAAACCAUCAAAUCAACAAGAUUCUAUUCAUUUUAUACUGGAUAUAGAUGUCCCACUGCCAAAGUUAAAGUAUUUGAAUCUUGAACGUGUGAUUUUGAGCAAUUCACAGGAGAGAUUGACACAAUUCGAGAAUGAAAUCUUAGUUUUCGAACAUGUGCAGAGAAGUGGUGAUGGACAUUCACUUACGUUCUUAGAAAAACGCACCGGGGAAAUAUUACCCUAUCAAACCUACAAAGAAAACUUAAAAGGUGAAGAUGGGCCACUUUUCAUGGGAUUUAACGAUUUGAAUCUACUGAGAUUGUACGACUGUGAAAUCCAUCACAUACAUCGUGAAAUGUUCGAAGGUCUGUCCAGUUUAAACUAUUUGAUUCUCGAGAAGAAUAAACUACAGUUCAUAUCGGAAUUCUGCUUCUACGGUGCGCCGAAUUUGAAACUUUUGUCUUUGGCAUGGAAUAAUCUCUUGAACAUCGAAAUACGAGAUCUUGCAGGACUGCUAGAGUUGGAAUACUUAGAUUUAUCACAUAAUAACUUCACUCAACUGUCGGAAUUAUCACUGCCGCCAUUUCCAAAGCUGAAAUUAUGUAAUUUCGCUAACAAUCCAAUUACGGACAUAUUUCCGAAUACUUUUGAAGUGAUGAAUACAACUUAUGCAUUGGUUGUUGGUGGAUUAGAACAACCUAUGACUCUACAAUCGAAUUCUUUCUUAGGACUGAAUUUGUUAAUGAGUCUUAAAUUGUAUUAUUUAAACAUACCACUGUUUGAGAGGGAAAUUUUACGUGGUAUGCCAAACUUACAAGUGUUGGUAAUGACUGGAAACAUUCCAGAGAUACAAUACGAUGCGUUUUUGGAAGUUAUCAACUUGGAUACGUUGAUUCUAAGCACUUGCAACCUUAGUAAACUAUCAGUCGACGCUUUUAUAGGUCUAGAAAAACUUAGAGUGCUGGAUUUAUCAAAGAAUAAUCUGGAUAUACUUCCACCAGGAUUAUUCGAUGUGUUAACAGGUUUACAUGAGCUGUACCUGCAUGAUAAUCACUUCCAAACUUUACCACAGCAUAUUUUCACGCAUCUACCAGCUAGGAUGAUUCGUCUGACAGGUAAUCUUUGGCACUGUUCAUGUGCGAUGAGCGAUUGGAAACCGAUGAUUGUCAACCGCAUCAAACAGAAAACAAUCAAAAUCUGUGAUAGCACAGGCGACAAAGGCUUGAGUUGUCCGCAAGAUGAUAAAAUUUACUAUAAAUAUGUAUUUGACAAUGCAGUAGCGCCGAAAUGUUUAACUCCGAAGAAGUUUCUGAACUGGAAUGUUUUUCAUGUCAUGCGGAGGCAAUUUCGAUGCGUAGAGUUUAAACCACGGAUGAAAAAACGCAUGAGGAAGCGUUUGCAUCUUAUUAAUCGGAAUAUAACUAGUAGUCGUGAAGUAGAAGUUGAGAAUGAGUUGACAACUCAUGUUUACGACUUGGAAGAUGAUAAACUAAAGCGUAAAAUGGAACGCGAGAUGAAAAUCAAGAAACAUCAAGAAAUGUUGAUACAGAAUAACAUUGUUGAAGAUAACAAUGAAGAAAAUAAUAAUAUUAUGUAAAGAUACGUGGAAUAUCUUCAUAAAUAUCAAAAUUGGUAACAUAAAAUACCAAUUUUUACUUUAGCAUUAAUAAUUAUUGGAAUAUUUGCGUUUUCAUUCCAAAUAUUUGUAUUUUUUACCUGAAUAAACUUCUAACUCACCUCUAAGAA